AAAUUUGUACAGUCCAGACACCAAAGCCGUUUCGACUUUCAACCACGGUGCUGCACAACUAGACAAGUUCAUUGCCAGGUCUCGCUCUCUCGCUGUGAAAAUGUCGGACGGAGUGUUGACCAUCCUUGACGGGAGCCAGCUGAGAUCGCUGGACCCGACCCUGCCCGAAAACGGCGUCGCUUUGACCGGCGGCGAGGUCCUGGACCUGGCCGAUUCAAGAGCCUCCUCGGCUCUCUUCGGCAUCUCAUUGCCCGAAACUCUAAAGCGCUCCGCUCUCCGACGCAUCCACGUCGACGACGUCGUCUCCUUCAGAAGCACCCAACUCGGCCGAGACCUAGUCCCCCACAGUCUUUCAGACUACAUCUCUGCCAUGGCCGAUCAACUAAAAGAUGAUCCACUUGUUAUAGCGACAUUGAAUGGAAACAUUCUUAGAUUGUUUUUGGAGGACGAGGAUGAUUUUGCAAUGAUAGCAGAGAAUUUGUUCACCGAUUUAGAUGCAGAAGAUAAGGGGAAGAUCAGCAAGGGUGAGAUACGGAAUGCUCUUGUCCACAUGGGGGUUGAAAUGGGUGUUCCUCCUUUCUCAGAAUUUCCUCAGCUAAAUGAUAUCUUGAGGAAAUACGGGGCCGAGGGAGACGAAGAAUUGGGCCAAGCACAAUUUGCGCAAUUGCUCCAGCCUAUUCUUCAAGAACUAGCAGAAGCCUUGACUGCAAGGCCUGUUGUUUUCAUCCAGAAUAUCAAGGUCAUUAACGGUUCUAAGCUGAAAAAGAUUUUGGCUGAUGAGGAGGAAUUAAACCAUAUCGUCGAGAAGAUGUUGGAGGAAAAGCACACUGGAAAGGAUGGUCUAGGGAGUGUUGAGUCAAUGAGGGGCUUCCUUGAGAGAAAUUGGAAAGGGUUGGGCUUGCCACCACCAGGAGCCACCGAUGCAGUGGUUCUUCUCUAUGAUGCAGUCUUUACUGAUGUGAAGAACGAAAAAAGUGCUGUGGGCGUUGAGAAGGAUGAAUUGGGAAAACUCCUGAAGGAAAUCCUCUAUAAAUUUGCUGAGCAGCUUGAAGCUAAUCCCGUUUAUCAUGAUCAUAACCAUUGAGUUCUGAGGCAGGUGCUUUGUGGCUGAUUAGGGGGGCAGUAGAUGGAAUUUUGAAUGGGCCUCAAAAUGAAACCCGUGUUGGGCCAGGCCCAGGUAGAUAGAAUAAGAAACAAAAGGUCCACUGGAACUCCGAGUUGAUGUCAGAGCCCAACGUGUCAACUGCACAUCAUCCACCAGCCUCUUGUUGAUGGUGUUGUGGUUGUGAGACAAAAUUUCUCAGUGUGUAUGUAUAUAUAUAAAAAGAAAACUUAUCUCCCUUUUGGAUAAAAUUUUUUGGCGAACUCAAACAAA
Molecule: messenger RNA, 1375 nt
Organism: Alnus glutinosa
Lineage: Eukaryota; Viridiplantae; Streptophyta; Magnoliopsida; Fagales; Betulaceae
Exons: 5
Coding region: 101-1084 (327 amino acids)
Molecular function (GO): calcium ion binding
Source: RefSeq, a predicted model, not a curated record